AUGAGCACUACAAUCACUGAAGUGGAUUCGUGUAUCAUUAAGGAGGAAAAAGAUUUAAGAAAAGAAUCAUGUAAAAGAAGUUCAAAUUCAUUCUCCAUCUCUAUGUCAUCUAGUCAAAGUGCCAUACCAAGAGUAUCUACUGAACUCUCAUCUUCUCAAGAAUACACCAUUCCUCCAAAUAAAAAUUUGAGUGAUUAUUCUCAACAUUAUAACGGAAGUAAUAAUAAUGCACAAUCUAGGAAUUCAGAUCUGUAUGAACAUAUCGAUAAAGGGAGCUUGGGAGAACACCCUACUAGUGGCCCAUUUUUGGAGAAAAGACAAGAGUCAGAUUUGCAAAAUAUCAAGUCAAAUCACUCGAGAAUAUCAAAAGCUUAUAACAAUACCAACAAGAGACCAUCUCAUAAAAGAAAAAAUACUUUUGAAUCUAUUCAUUCCAAUAUUUUAUUCAAAUCAUGUAGUCAUCAUUCCCAAAUCUUCCCUUUACCAGAUAUAGAAAAAGAAGAAGAUAUAAUACCCAACACUUCUGUAUUGUCAUUACCUCCACAUUUGCCAAACGAACGUAAAAACUCUUUUGUUUCUUCAUCAUUACCACCAAUGCUGGAAACCUCUACAACGAAUACUACCUCGUCAUCAUCAUCAAUACUCAACCCUUCUCUAGGUGCCUUAUCUGCUUCCGUCGAAAAUUCCAUCGAAGAAAAGGUGAUACCUAGGGUCGUUGGUCAAAGAAUAGGUGAAGGAGACGUAAACUUUAAUCUUGUUUAUAACAUGCUCACAGGAAUUAGAACAACAGUGAUGUCUACAGAUCUUCAAAAGAAUGAUAAACUACUAGAAAAAGACUUUAAGUACAAUAAUAAAUUAAUAUUUGGUCAAGACGGACUGCGACCCGUUCAAGAGACCAGAAAGACUAUUGGAAAUAACUAUUCAUUUAAAUUCAAAGAUUAUGCGCCAAAAGUUUUCAAAUCUUUACGAGAUUUAUUCAACAUCAAUGAAAAAGAUUAUUUGGAAUCAUUGACGUCAAAAUAUAUUUUGAAUGAACUGAACUCACCAGGUAAAAGUGGAUCCUUCUUCUAUUAUUCAAGCGAUUACAAAUAUAUCAUUAAAACUAUCCAUCACAGUGAACAUUUACAUCUUCGAAAGACGUUGCGUUAUUACUACAACUACAUCAAAUCAAAUCCAAAUACCCUAAUUUGCCAGUUUUAUGGAUUACACAGGGUAAAAUUACCGAUAUCAUUUAAAAAUAGAAUAAAAAACAGGAAAGUUUAUUUUAUUGUAAUGAAUAAUUUGUUCCCACCUUCUUUAAAAUUUGAUAGCACUUUUGACUUGAAAGGAUCGCUACAUGGCAGAUAUACUAAAAUCCCAGAUAAACAUAUACAUGAUCAUGUCGUUGUUCUAAAAGAUUUGAAUUGGAUAAACAGGGAAGAAAAAAUCAAAUUCAAUGGAUCAUUCAAUAAUGACACAUUUUUACGACAGUUGAAGAAGGACGUUGAUUUGUUGGCAAAAUUAAAUACCAUGGAUUAUUCUUUAUUGGUUGGAAUUCACAAUGUAGAUCAAGAUUUCAACGACGAAAUAUUACCAACAAAGUCAAAAAUAUCGAACCAUAAUGUACGUGGGAUAGACGGUUUGAACAAUAACAAUGAACACUGCGUAUAUUAUGUCGGCAUUAUCGAUUGCUUGACAAAUUAUUCAUUAACUAAAAAAUUGGAGACAUGUUGGAGGGGCUUAAAUCAUGAUUUGGAUAUGGUUAGUGCUAUUCCUCCUAAAAAAUAUGCCGGAAGAUUUUACAAGUUUAUUGAGACAGCCAUGCAUUCAAAUUGA
Messenger RNA from Kazachstania africana CBS 2517, 1815 nucleotides. RefSeq lists its product as uncharacterized. Gene Ontology annotation, molecular function: phosphatidylinositol kinase activity. The record is from RefSeq and is a predicted model, not a curated record. NCBI's taxonomy places the organism in Eukaryota, Fungi, Ascomycota, Saccharomycetes, Saccharomycetales, Saccharomycetaceae. Bases 1 to 1815 code for a protein of 604 amino acids. Gene Ontology annotation, biological process: phosphatidylinositol metabolic process. The transcript has a single exon.